GACUUAACUGCAACAUAAUUAACCGUUAAUUUUAUUUUUGUUUGUUUUUUCAUUUGAAAAAGAGUUUCUGUUAACUGAUUCAAAUUGUGAUUAUCAUUGAAAACAGUAUUUGUGAGAUAUAAACAACAAAAACCACUGAACAGACAGACAGACAGACCGACAGACCGGGACUAAGUUUCUAGUGAUGUGUGUCUACAGACUGUUUGAAUAUCUGUUGAGACACUGUUGCUGUUGUUGUUAUCAACGCAAAAGUGAGUCAAUGAAGACUAAAACCAAACAACAAAAACAAUAUCAGAAACAGUGUUUGCAAUUGUCGGCUAAAAAUCGUGAAAAUAUUACACCAAAAGACAGUCCGGAUAAAAUCAAGACAGAGGAGAUGUCCCAACAGUAUCGGAUACCGCAAGAGUAUCCGACUGAAGAGGCCGUAAUCGAAAACAUUGGAUAUAAGAGACUGAAUGAGUUGGGCGAAGGAUCUUUCGCUACUGUUUAUAAGGCCAAACAUAUCGAGUCGGGAACACUGGUGGCCAUCAAACGAAUACCGAUUCGGCGUACGUUUUACCAAACAAGCGACACAACCAAAACUGCAACGUUCGACCUCAAGAACGAACUGUACAUUUUGGCCACAGUCCGUCACCCGCAUAUUGUCCAACUGAUCCGGCAUUUUAUUGUAGCCACAGAUAAUACGUUUACACUUUAUAUAGUGAUGCCAAUAGCAGAGGGGGGUUCGCUAUCCGAUUAUCUCAAACAAAAGGUUUCGUUUCCCGAUAAAAGGUGUCAAACGUUUUUGUCUCAAAUUAUGAAUGCAUUGUUGUUUAUGAAGACCAAACACAUUGCACACCGGGAUCUGAAAUUGUCGAAUAUUUUAUUGGACGCCAAACGUGAUGUACUUAUAACUGAUUUCGGUCUGAGCCGUGUUUUAUGGCGCGAGAGUAUUCAAGGUGUAAAAGAGUCGACCACUCUAUGCGGUACUCCUCAAUAUAUGGCCCCCGAAUUGUUUGCCAAAUAUGCCAAAGACAAGAAUCCAUUGAAAUAUAACGCUCACGCCGUCGAUGUCUGGGCUGUUGGGGUCAUACUGUUUAAACUGUGUACCGGUAUAUAUCCAUUUCCUAAUGACAAGAAACGGGCGUUGCGUCACAUGAAUGAAAGAAAAAUAAGAUUCAAAGGUGAUGUCAAAAACAUGUCUGAAAAGAUUCGGGCAUUCCUUCAUAAAAUCUUUACACCCGACCCAAUACAAAGGCCGCCACUCGAAGAACUUGUCAAAGACGAGUGGAUUAGAGUUGAAUACAACAAACAACAGAUUCUGAUCAAUGAUUAUAUGAAGAAACUUAUUGUUAAAACAAAUGAAAACGUCGACCAAAACAACAACACGAAAGACAACAACAUAUCUAUUAGUGGACAACAAAAGUGAAGAGUUAUUAUUGAAUG
Messenger RNA from Oppia nitens, 1425 nucleotides. Its product is annotated as MAP/microtubule affinity-regulating kinase 3-like. The record is from RefSeq and is a predicted model, not a curated record. Lineage: Eukaryota; Metazoa; Arthropoda; Arachnida; Sarcoptiformes; Oppiidae. Gene Ontology annotation, cellular component: cytoplasm. Gene Ontology annotation, molecular function: ATP binding; protein serine/threonine kinase activity. Bases 185 to 1408 code for a protein of 407 amino acids. The transcript has a single exon. Gene Ontology annotation, biological process: autophagy; peptidyl-serine phosphorylation.